AUGGCUGGCUAUGGUGGUGAAGUUUUCAGCUAUCGAAGUUUUAAUUGGUUUUGGGUACCAGUGCUUGGACCGUUUAUUGGAGCCGCCUUUGGCGGCCUACUUUAUCAGCUGACCAUCGGCUUCCAUAAUCCUUCUGACACUGACGAUAUACACAUUCGAAAAUACGAAAUUGUUGCUACCGAAGAAAGGAAACCACUAACUACAGGGGAGAAAUUGGCAGCAGUUGUUGCUGUGGAGCAGGAGGGCUAA
Gongylonema pulchrum is the source of this 249-nucleotide messenger RNA. The record is from the annotation of a GenBank genome assembly. NCBI's taxonomy places the organism in Eukaryota, Metazoa, Nematoda, Chromadorea, Rhabditida, Gongylonematidae.